Balaenoptera musculus (blue whale) is the source of this 1269-nucleotide messenger RNA. It is a transcript of the gene AQP12B, whose product is annotated as aquaporin 12B. NCBI's taxonomy places the organism in Eukaryota, Metazoa, Chordata, Mammalia, Artiodactyla, Balaenopteridae. The record is from RefSeq and is a predicted model, not a curated record. Gene Ontology annotation, molecular function: channel activity. Gene Ontology annotation, cellular component: membrane; cytoplasm. Gene Ontology annotation, biological process: transmembrane transport.
AUGGCCAGUCUGAACACGUCCCUCUCCUUCUUCUUUGCCACCUUCGCCCUCUGCCAGGUGGCCAGGAGGGCGGCCAAGGCCCUGCUCCCCGGGGGCACCUACGCCCGCUUUGCCCGGGAGGUGGUGGGCGCCGCCCAGCUGGGGGCCUGCUGCCUGGAGAUGCGGACGCUGGGCGACGUCGGCCCCUGGGGAGGGGGCUUUGGCCCCGACCUGCUGCUGACCCCGCUCUUCCUGCUCCUCCUGUUGCACGGGGCCGCCCUGGACGGGGCCUCGGCCGAUCCCGCCGUGUCCCUGCAGGAGUUCCUCCUGGCCGAGGCCUCUCUGCCCGGCACGCUGCUGGACCUGGCAGCCCAGGCGCUGGGCAUGCAGGCGGCCUGUGCCCUGACGCGGCUCUACUGGGCCUGGGAGCUCAGCGACAUGCGCGUCCUGCAGACCCUCACGGACGUGCACUGCGGCUCGGCCCUGCGCGCGGCCGUCCCCCACGCGCUGGUGGAGGGUUCCUGCGCCUUCCUCUUCCGCCUGACCCUCCUCCGCUGCCGGAACAGUCUUCCCGUCUACAGGGUGCUGGCCGGGGCCCUGCUGGUCACCAUCAUGGCCUACACGGCUGGGCCCCUCACGUCUGCCUCCUUCAACCCCGCCCUGGCUGCCUCCGUCACCUUCCACUGCUCGGGGCACACACUGCUGGAGUACGCCCAGGUAUACUGGCUGGGCCCUCUGACAGAUGGGAGUCGGGGUCCAGCGGAACUCUGGGAGCUUCCUCCCACUUCUGUCUACACGGGAGCUGCCAUGGCGACGUCGAAGCCGUCAGGAUCCCCUCGGGAGCCGCCUGUGGAGGAGGCUGGGGGCGAGCACCUGUGGGCACGCGCCCGCUUUUGGUCCCCACGGCCUCUCUCGACCGUGAUGAGGGCCCAGGCGGGCGUCCAGGGUCCUGGGACCCAGCACUUCUCCCGCAGACCUGCAGUUCUUCCUCCCAGCUUGGUGCCAGAUCAAAGGAACCAGCACUUCCUGGAGAAAUGGCUGCUUCUAGGGCUGGGGCUGGAAAUACACAAGAUGGUGACCAUCCAAGCAGAAUGCUGCCCAUUCCCCUUGGAACUGCCGUCCGAAAACCGGGCAGCCCUCUGUUGGUCCGUUGAGAGCUGCUUAUCGGGCACCGUCCAUGCGGUAGUGGCGUCUGGCGGCUCCUCAGGGGUUCCAAAGCCUCAAAGCCGACACCCCGAAACUCAAGCUUUGCCUGGGGUUCUCCAGGCCCACAACCUUCCCCGAGUCUGA